UCGAUCUCGCGCACCUCGUAUUUUCUUCCCCACUCGAUUAUUCCCAUUUCCGGGAAGGAAACGGAGAUCGAAAAGGAAAAAGAAAGAAAAAAGAAGAGAAAAAAAGGAGAAAAUUCGUUUCGUCGCCUCAAGGAAAUUACAUCUUUCCCUUGGAAUUAUUUAUCGGAAAUAUUAUUUAUCGAAUGAAACGUUUUUCGCGACCGGUACCGGUAUUUCUUUCGCCUUCUCGCGAAUCGACAGAAUUUCGGUACAGAAUGAUAAAAUAUUGCCGGGAAACGUUUGCUCGGUCCGUUCGUAUUGUUUCCGGCAAUUUUUCAACAACAAUUACGCUUCGAAACUUCUAAACAAUGGAACAGGAUUUUUGCUCUUUUUCAAAACACCUCCUUUUUUUUUCGCGUUGGAAGAGAUCCAUGAUGUUUGCGCAGCCAGGAAUCCGUGACAUUUCUGUAAUCCCCCCUGAAUGCUGUUUUUCACGCAAAUUAUUCCACCCGUGUUUUUUAUCCCCCUCCCACCGUAAGAAUCGGUAUUCAUUUUCCACGAUAACAGCAACGUUUUCGAAGCGGAUCGCGACCAGUCUCUUGACACGUCGCGUUUGCGUCACGCGUGAAAUCGACCAGGCGCGUUUUGCGGCGCGUGUUUAACGAACACUUGAGAUUAGAGUGACUCGCUGCGGAUUAUCGGACGUGUAAAACGUCUGGUUGUACAUCGCAUAUGGUGUCGUCGAGGAUCGUCUCCAGUACUAUUAAUUAAUUUCGUUCGUCGUUUGAAUCUUCCAUCGUUACGUUACGCGCUCCGACGAUUACUUGCAACUUGCUUGCAACUUACGGAUAAUGGAUUCGACGCGCCAUCUUAUCGACGAUGAGAAUUAAUUUUUUGAGGAAAUGGCUGUUAGAAGAAUAUGAUAUGUGACAAGCAGUGCCAAGUUUACGCGAAGGAAAGGAAGAAAAACGAUAUCGUUGGAAUAUCGUAUUGUAUUGGUAAAUGUACGAGAAAACGUGCAUUUACGAAAUUGUAUAUUCAAAAUUUCUAAAACGAACGACACGUUAAACCGGAAAAUUCGCAGUAUUUCAACUGAAUCGUUCCCCGCUCUUUGGACAGGUUGUCGUGUAUUUGUUUUAAUAAAAUUAAUUUGCUUUGUUUUAUCAAACUGCCCUUUGCGAAUAGGGGCGAACAGGAGAGGUUGGUGAACACGAGCCAGAUGAGAAUAUACAUUUUAUAUUGGCUGCAUAAGCGCUGCAUUAACGAAAAAUAAUUUCCACCAUUUCACUCGAAAGGGAAUUUACUUGAAAGAGUCGAGGGUCGCUUUUAACGGAUGAAAAAUAACUCGCGAAUAUUCGCGAAAAGGGAGAGAGACGUUCCCAGAUAUUUCACCCUCCCUGUAUUUUUGCUAGUUUACGAGUACUCGAUUCAUAAGGCGAUUCCUUCCCCCAUCCGGUAUUGUUUUCGUCGAUUUCCCACGAAUAAUUUCGGUCUCGCGGCAAUAAAUUCCCCGCCUCUUCCUUACCGUUCAACAAGAAGCAACUUUUCGUUCGCGACUACUUCUGUCUGAGAUAAACACGAAAGUUAAGUUACAAUGGCGGGAUGCUCUGGUCGAAGUUAAACUAGAAUUGGGCGUUGCACAAGUGGCUAACAAUAAGUUAUUAAGCAGUUGUUCAAGUUUUAAUUGCAUCUCGCAGUACUGGCAUUCAGGGGGGAGAGGAGAGAGAGAGAGAGAGAAAGAGAAAGAGAGAAAGAGAGAAAGAGAGUGGCCUGGUCUACGUAACGUUGACGAACUUAUUCCCAGGAUUACCGGUGAAUAUUCCACGGAACGAGUAUUUCUACCGUGCUUUUUUUCCCCAUCUCCCCCUCCUCUGCCCCGUUUCGCCCCCUCCCCCCCAUUUUCAAAUAUUAACUCUGUGGACCACGAGAAUCCCUUGAAAUAUUAAAAAGUUUGCUCACAUGGGCGACCGCGAGAAAAUGACAAUCUCUCGUGCAAUUCCCACCGAAUAUCUGCUUUAUUAUUUGAUUCGUUAAAAUGUUUCACGAAUUUUUGCGCGAAAAAAUGAUACGAGAAGUCGGUUUCCUUGCCGCGAGAAAAAUUCCAUUAAAAUCGAUCCGACGACUUACCGGGCCAAGAUGCUUGUAUCCGCUCUGCAAAGCCAAAAGGGAUGCGACUGGGGAUCCGCCUUCGAUUCGAACUACCCAUUCUUCUCGACGACGAUCAUCGAUACCUGUCCCAAAUUUAUUCAUUGACAGGAUCCAGCAAGUGAUAAACCAGACGAAACGAAAAUUCACUCCGACAUCACCCGCGACGCCGAUUAAAAGCAUAUUGAUACUUCACUCGAUUUCUUUCAGUCGACGUUCACUCGACGACCAAUGGAUCUCAAAUGACACGUGAUCGAACAAUGUGUGCGACAAUUAGUUGUGAUCCUCCUUUUUGCUUGUCGAGGGAUUUAUUUUCCCCACCAAGCUUCCCUCUAGGCUGGCAGGUAGCGGUGGAAGGGUGAGCCACGUGAUAAGGUUAUAUUAAUUCAUCGUGGAAACAGCGAUUACAUCGUGGGAGAAGAUCAAAUAAUAUUAGGUAAUCCCGAUCUAAUCCCGUCUUAGAGCUUGCUCGACUUAACUCGGACCUAACAUAACCGCUCUCGAGCACCGCUCUCUUGCAGUUUGUUCCUUCAACCAGGAAGCAGGAAGCCGCACCAACGUUUCGAGAUAGUUUCGCGAAAUUUUGUCGCAUUGACGUGGACCGGAGUGUGCCGUAAUUAGUGUUCAUUCAAUUGGGCUUGAAAGACACGGAGGAAGGAUCAAUGCGUGCGACGAUGAAGGAAGAAAAAACAACCUCCCCCGCGUAUCGGACGAAACUGUCGCGGGAGGAUGUUACAGUUGAAGUGGCUCUCUCGUAAUUAGGAUUUCCACGAGUAUAGGUGGAUUUCCAUGGAAUAACGACGCAACCAUGAUCAAUAUGAAGUUUUUUCGCGUCGUACUGGCCCUUCUAGGAGGUACGCACGUCCUCUGCGCCCAGCCAUCCGCCUCGCCUACCGUGAAAAGUGCCGGUGGAUCGAGUCUGGCGAGUGUGGUCGCUGGAAGUAAGCCGACGAGACUUUUGAAUAAACCGGAUUUCGACGAUAUCGGCCCACGAAAUGUCACCGCCAUUGUUGGCCAAACAGCGGAAUUGAAUUGCUUCGUGAAACAUCCUGGAGACAGAGUGGUAUCCUGGAUGCGUAAAAGGGAUUUACACAUACUCACGUCGUCCAUCUAUACGUACACGGGGGACGAAAGAUUUUCGGUGAAGCAUCCCGAGGCAUCCGACGAAUGGACGUUGAAGAUCGAUUACGUUCAGCAACGCGACGCCGGGGUUUACGAAUGCCAGGUUAACACCGAGCCCAAAAUGAAUUUAGCCUUCGUUUUGAGAGUGGAAGAAAGUGCCCCUGUCCCCGCCACCACCACACCGAACGCCAUUCACCGGACGUUCAACUCAGCCGCUCAGGCGAAAAUCGUGGGUCCGGAAGACGUCUACGUGAAGAAGGGUAGCACGAUAAGCCUCACGUGCACCGUUAAUGUGCAAAGUACACCGCCCAGCAGCGUUUCGUGGCAUCACGGAGGAGAUGUGGUGGAUUUCGACAGUCCCAGCGUUCACCGUAGGGGCGGGGUUUCCUUGGAGACGGAGAAGACGGAAAGCGGCACGACGAGCAGACUUCUGGUGACACAAGCCAGAUUGACCGACAGCGGAAAUUACACCUGCAUUCCCAGCAACGCGAAUCCAGCCAGCGUAAUGGUCCACGUGCUGAAUGGGGAACAUCCAGCGGCCAUGCAACACGGCGGAAGUUGCGGCGUCGCGCCCACCAUUUUAUCGGCGACCCUUACUCUGGUGAUCUCGAACCUGCUGAGGUGAGCGGUAUCGUGCUUGUGAAUCGUGCGACUUCGAAGCCACGGGCUGGUCGAGCUCGUUUCGUGAACCGGUGAGACGGUAGCCGAAGGAAGGAGGAAGAGGAGGAGGAGGAGGAGGAGGGGUUGAUGGUUGUUGUUCAAAGGUAAAAAGCGCGAACGAAGGAGAAGGCCGCGCCUCUCUGCUUUAGAGGAAAGCGUACGGAAAUCACGUUGCGAGAAUAGAAACGUGACUUAGCGGUGCUGCCAACGCUGCGAAAUCAUCGGGGUGGUUUUUAAAUGGGAGGAGGGACGGGGGACAGGAGGGAGGGAGAAGAAGGAAUUUAGGGGUUGGAACAAAGUGCAGUGGAUCUGGACGCAGUGGUGGUGAACGCAGUGACACGGAAAGUGGAGCUCGACUUUGCACACGUACGUUUUUACCGUAAAUUUUCAUUCCACGUCAUAAACUAUUCCACAUACGUUUAUAUUUCUUUAGCAAUUUUUCAUCGGCCAUCGUGUGUGGGGAGGGAGGAUGUGUGACUCGCGAGUGAAGAAAAGAUGGGAGAGAGAGAGAGAGAGAGAGAAAAAAUAACAAAAGGUUCGUAUUUGUAUACCUCUGCGAAACUCGGAUAAAAAAACGACAAAGAAUUCGAUUAAAGGAUUCCGAGAGAUGCGAGACUGACUCUGAAGAUCGGAUGCGAUCGAUGAACGAGUGUGUCCAAAGCGUGUUUAAUCAAAAAGCGGCUUCGAGAUACUAGUGAACAGCUCGUCUAACGGACUUCUCGAGAUCAGAAAUUAUAUACGAUCCGACGAUUGAUUGAUGGGACGAUUAAUUGUCCGAGAUCGUGUAUAUCGAGUACGUAGCGUAAGUUUCUUUGUAUAUAUAUAUAAAAAAGGAAGAAGAAGAAAAAGAAGAAGAAGAAAGAAGGACCGUUCGAUAUAAUAGCGAUUUCGUCGCGACCUCGUUUGUACAGUGAGAAAACGUGAUCGAGAAUUACGGGAAUCGCGGAUCUGGGCAACGUAUGUACAUAAAGGAACUAUUUCGAUUUCCGUCUCGAACGUUUAAAGUAUGAAACUUUCCGUGUUAUCGUUGAUCACGGGAUUAGAUCGGUCGGAGUUUGCCCAGAUCCGAUUGGUCGGCCUCCGGAAUUUACUGUAAUUUCGCGAGGACGAGUUCCCGACAGUUUCCAGCGAGAGGAUUCUCGAUCGAUAUACAGAUACGGAUAUUCUUUUUCUUUCAUCGACGCGUAAUUUCUCCUUUUUUCUUUUUUUAGGAAGGAUAAAUUGUCAUCGAUAUCAGUCGCGCUCGAUAUGUUUCUGGUUUGUUUGAGAGAGAGAGAAUUGUUGGUGAACGAGGGACGACAAAGCGAUGUCGAUUCGUUGUUGCUCACGAUAACUGCUCACACUUCUGUUUCCAGGGAACGUGAUUGUUUAAUCGGUGCCUGUUUCUUUUUUUUUCUCUCUCUCUUUUUUUCAGUGGACAAAACAUCGUUUUCUUCCGCAAAAUUUCGAAUCGAAUUCUAUUGGCGAACGAUCGAUUCGUCGCUCGUUCGGUUCAACGUCUAAAUCAAAACGAUGCAAUCACGUUAAUCCGCGAGAAGGAAUUUACCUUAUCGUAGGAAUUACGAAUUCUACGAACGCGCAUAGGGCUCGUAUUUAGAUAAGAAUACGAGGAUAAUGUAAAUGUACGAUUAAGAGUAUCUGUUAAUAGAUAUCCGCGAACGAGAAACAAACGUUCUGUUUCGUGUUUCGAAGAAUACAGAUAAAAAUCUCUGAUAAUCGAAUAAUCAUCGAAAUUUUUUGAGAUUGAAUUUCAACUCGAGAGUAAAUAAUUUUCGUUGGAAGUCGAUCGAUUUUUUUUUUCUUUUUUCGUCCGUCGAUUCGUCAACCUUCUUCCUUCCGGAAUAUUUGUCGUCGUGAAGAUAACACGCGCGAUCUUCUAAAGACACGAGACGGUAGUGACUUUAAUUAGUAGAUUUAUUACGGAUAAAUAAUGUAAACGAGUAAACGGAAAACGAUAUCAUAACGAUGUAGAGAGCGAGUUAAGACGCGAUUUAAUCAUAGGUUUAAAUAGAUUUUUUAUAACGUUGUACCACGUGGCCAAAGAGUCUGGUGCAUAUACAUGAUGUAAAACAAGAAACUGCCAGAAACUGCCAGAAAUUGCAAUUCACUGUGUUACGUUGCACGGAUUUUACAACACGGAGAGGCGAGAAAGGGAAGGUUCGCGAUAUAUAAUAUAUUAUUCCUUCUUGUAUAGUUUAUACGGUAAUUUAUGUCGUUGUGAGAGGACAAUAUUUUGAAGUUGAAGCGUGAGGGAUAGCGUUAAAGUGCGGUUGUUUGAAGUAAAAGAAAAAAGAAAAAAAAAAAAAAAAAGAAAAAAAACAGAAAAAAAAGAGAUGAUACGUGAAAAAGUAUGAUCUAACGAGAAAUCAAAAUCGAUCGGAUAGAUUCAGAUUUGGAAUGUUAUUCGUGUAUGAUAUUAUUCAGAGAGAUUUAACGUUUUCGGCAGAUUGAUCGAUUUAAAUAAUGUUGGAACAAGAAAGGGAGAAUCGUCGUUAUUGAUUAAAAAAAAAAAAAAAAAAAUUAAAAAAUAAUAAUAAUAAAAAAUCUUUUUCUUCAUCGAUUUUUAAAUAUACUUAAAUAUACUUUGUUUCGAAUCUCGUCAUCUUCGAGUCUCGUUCCUUUGAAAUGAUGUUCGGUUAUAAUAACGAUCUAGGUUCGAUGUUACGCAUAAGAGACUCUGAAUGUCAUCAUUUCACGUAAUAUCGAUAAUGAUCUCGCGUUCGAGAUAAAAGAAAAAAAAACGAAAAAAAAGAAAAAAGAAAGAAAAAGACAAAAAACGAUAAAGCUCACUCGAAACACGCGUCAAUCGCUGAUAAUCAAAGAAAAGAAGCAGAAAAAUAUCGAGAGGGGACGUUACACGUUAAUUGUGUCACUAGAUAAUCGAUAUCCGCGACUCGCAUAAUUACGAAAUGUUGCACAAUUUAUAUAGUUAAGCCUAGAUCGCAUUGUACAUAAAGAAUAAAGGGAAAAAAAAAAAAUUCAUAAUCGAUAAUGUACCGUGUUAUAGAGGAACGUCAAGCAUGAAUCAAAAAAGUGGCAGAGGUAAAAUGCGGCAAAACGAGUACAGACUUAUUAUACUGUAAAGAUAUUCAUCGACGUGAAUACUGUUUCAAUAAAUGUAAUAUGAUGAUAUAAAA
Apis cerana (Asiatic honeybee) is the source of this 7043-nucleotide messenger RNA. Its product is annotated as basement membrane-specific heparan sulfate proteoglycan core protein. The record is from RefSeq and is a predicted model, not a curated record. Gene Ontology annotation, biological process: synapse organization. Gene Ontology annotation, cellular component: neuron projection membrane. NCBI's taxonomy places the organism in Eukaryota, Metazoa, Arthropoda, Insecta, Hymenoptera, Apidae.